CUUAUUUUUAAGCCCAUGAAAAGAAGCAAGCCCAGGCCCUUAAACAAGUCUUCUUCAUACUUUGAUGAAUUCUCGAAUAGCAGAAAGAAACUGAGGUGUGGAGGAAAAUCGGAGUCAGUCACCGGACUUUCUCAAGUUUUGAACUUUCAGAAUUCCUGUAAAUUCUUGAUCAUGGCUUGGAGGACUCAAAUUCCUCACCACCCUGACAGUUUUAGAGAAUUUCAUGAUGAUCGUCGGCCUAUUAUGAGCCGAGGACAAGGGUCGCUGCCUAUUCACCCCACUGGUUUAGAAGAAGAGCGUGAGCUACAACAUAGAGAUAUGAGGAGGAUUAUUUCUGAGAAUCGAGUUGUAAUUGAUGAUAACACCCUCCUUCAAAGGGAUGUGACUGCUGUAAAAGAUGAGAUCCGUAGAUUGGGUCAGGUUGUACUACCUCUUCGCACAGAGAAGGAUGCACGGGCUAGAGAUUUAAUGGAAAAAGUACGAAAGCUAGAAGCUGAUCUCAAAGCGACUGAGCCUAUAAAGACAGAGGUUGUCCAGUUAAGAGCUGAAAUUCAGCAAUUAAAUUCUAUGCGGCAGGAUAUGUCUGCUCAAGUCCAGGGCCUCACAAAAGUUGUUAAUCGACUGCAAGCUGAGAAUCAGCAACUAGUUUCUCUAAAAACAGAUGUUGAUCUGGUUCGCAAAGAUGUUUUCGAGGCAAGGAGGGUUCAUGAAUAUGAGAAAUCAAUAAACCAAGAACAGGUUGAACAGAACCAAGCAAUGGAAAAGAACCUCAUUUUCAUGGCUCGUGAAAUAGAAAAAUUACGUGAAGAGAAGCAAAAUGCAGAAAGGCAAUACUCAGAACGAAGGGCACAAGCACAAGGGCUAGGUAGCUGGGGUUACGACACAUUGAAUGGAAGCCCCGAAAGAAGAUAUGCAGGCUUGGCAUCUGGUGAUCGAUAUGCCAGCAGUUUGAGAUAUUAUGAUCAGCAAGUCCCACCUCGACGAUGAAAUAUGCAGUUAGUCGGUCUUCAUUAGUUUUCUACUUACCGUAUCUUCGCUGUUAUUAGUCGUUAGUAAGUGUAAUGGAUUGGGAUUUCUGCUCAAAAUCUGGCCAGAGUUUGUAAAUUUCUGAAAAAAAAAAUUCUGACAUGAGUUUUGUGUGUAUGUAUUUGUUCUCAUUAGGCUCUUUAACUAAUUAUUUUGUCAUGGAAAUUAGUUUAAUUAGAUGAAACUUGCCAAAAA
Molecule: messenger RNA, 1221 nt
Organism: Cannabis sativa
Lineage: Eukaryota; Viridiplantae; Streptophyta; Magnoliopsida; Rosales; Cannabaceae
Product: protein FLX-like 3
Exons: 4
Coding region: 16-987 (323 amino acids)
Source: RefSeq, a predicted model, not a curated record